Diplodia corticola is the source of this 2601-nucleotide messenger RNA. Its product is annotated as involucrin repeat protein. The transcript is spliced from 2 exons. Bases 1 to 2601 code for a protein of 866 amino acids. The record is from RefSeq and is a predicted model, not a curated record. NCBI's taxonomy places the organism in Eukaryota, Fungi, Ascomycota, Dothideomycetes, Botryosphaeriales, Botryosphaeriaceae.
AUGGAUCUAGAACCGCCUCGGGCAUUAGCGUUUGGGUUCCCUUCUCCGCAUGGCCUCUCUCCUGCACUUGACUCACCCGCCAUGGGAAGCUCCGUGUAUAGCCCCAAUCCCGCCGUCCUGCCUCCCCCGCCGCCCGACAUCUUGAACGAAAACUACAAGAGUGCCGUCGCCGACGGCUACGCCGACGCCGCAAGCCGCAAUGGCAAACCCCGCGCAUCGCACGCCCUGGACCCCAACGAUGCCGUCGUCAUGCACCUGCUGGUCGAGACGGCUGUCGGAGACAGCCUGGGAUACGAGGUGCUUUCGUUUGAGGAGCUGGAGACGCUGAAGAAGGAGCGGGCCACGCUGACCGCCAAGAUGGAGGCCGUGGGCCAGAAGCUGGCAUUGGAGACCAAGAUGCGCGACGCCGCCCAGUCGCUCACCCGCCUGGACCCGAGACGCGAGAGCCAGACAAGCAAUGGCGACCAAUCGGCCAAGAGCGAGGCCGAGUACAGCGCGAGCGCUCAGAAGUGCGACGAGCUGGCGCGCGAGCUGUGGGGACUGGAGCGGAGGUCACGGCAGAUUGAGAACCAGUUGCUGAGACACACGGCCGGCAUCCUGCAGAUGACGCACAAGGGCCCGACCAAGCGCACAAGGAGUAGGCAGUCUCUGGCGAACGGCGCCCCUCAGGCCCGCCCCGAUAGCCCUGCAAGCAGCCUCACCUACGAGAACUCGGGUGCCAGAAGCCCUGUUCGCUACGACGACAAGGAUACUUUCGACGACCGAAGCCUCUAUAGAUCCCCGGAAAACCUGGACAAAAUGGUGGACGCGCUCAAGCACGGAAAGGCCUUGACCGCCCGCUCGAAUCCCGUCGGCAAUGACGACUCGCCAAUGACUAAUGACACGUUACAAUCUGUGGACAAGCGACUGGAGGAUCUCAACGACCGGCUGCGCCAGCUGAUCAUCCAGGCCAAUCCCGACGCGAACAAGGAAUACGAUGCAGGCCCGAAGGGCCAGGGUGACGAUGGUGCCGCUCAAAAGGCCGCCAACAUUGAGGAGAAGCUGGAUUACUUGGACCAGGCGCUGCGCGAUAUUGAAGCUGAGCAGAGCAACAUGCUUUCCAAGGGCUCAAUGCCCUCAGGCAUGGGAGAACGUCUGGAGAACAUCAACCACCAGCUCUUCCAGCUUGUCAGCCGGGCGCCGAGAGAAAACAGCGAGGAAUUCCCCCCGCCUCCUCAAGAAGGCACCGAAAACCAGCUCCAAUACGUCGACGAUGCCAUUUACACAAUCGAGCAAUCACAGCAGGAACUUCUCUCGCAACUCGAGCAGGCUCGCAACGCCGACACGUCAGAACUCACCGCCUACUGGAAAGAGCAGGCGACAGACUACGAGAAGGUGUGCGAGAGCCUUUGGGACCUCAUCCGUACCGCCCACGAGGAUGAGCGCCAGCGGAAGCUGCAGCGCAGGAGGGUCCUCGAGCAGGAACCGGACGCCGAGGCGGAGAUGGCCGAAUUGUCGCCCGACGAAGACCCCAUGCCGGAAGAAUUCACGCUCACCCGCUUCCGGAACCACAUCGAGGACAUGUAUCGCAGAGCAUCUGGCAUGAAAGAGAAACAGUCCAUCCUCCGCCGCCAGAUCAAGCAGCAGCGCGAGCUGAACGAAAAAUCCGACGCCGAGAGGGAGGAGGAGGUCAUGCGCCUGCGCGGCGAAAUCGACAGGCUCCGCAACCAACUUCACGCCAGCUCCGGCGAUUCCGGCGCCCUGCAGGGUGCCGAAGAACGCAUCUCGGAGCUCGAGGCCGCCCUAUCCGAGGCCCGCGACGAAGCGGCCAAGGCCGCAGAGCUCACCCAAAACCUCGAGGCGUCCAAGGCCAGCGAGGCCGAGGCGGCUCGUAGCGUCGAACAGAAGGAGGAAGAGCUCGCCAAGACGGACAAGGAGCUGCGGGAGUUGGAGAGCGAAGUGGUGCGGCUGCAGACGGAGCUCACGAUGGCGAAGGCGGAACUCGACGGCGCCUACGGCUCGCGGGCCCAGCGCGCUGCCGACAUCGCGUCGAACCCGGAGAUCAAGCGCGAGCUGGAAGAGCUGGGCCGGAUCAACGCGGAGCUCACGGUGCAGGUGGCGCAGCUCACGGAACAGCACGCCGCGGCGUCGCGCUCGGCCAAGGACGUGGCGGAGCGCGAGCGGAUGCUGCGCGAGGAGCUCCGCGACACCAUCACCGAGUUCGAGGAGAUGACCAAGGCCAACGUCGAGAGCGAGAAGGAGCGCGAGGGCCUCGAGGGCGUCAUCGACACCCUCCGGGAGAAGAUCGAGGCGCUCGACGCGCAGCUUUCCGACGAGAAGAUGCGCUGGCUCGGCAUCAAGAGCCCGGCCGGCGUGCCCACGCCCGGCGCUUCUGGCGCCCCGCCCGGCGUCGUCCUGGCCGAGACCACCAGCACCAAGGUGAUGCGCGAGGAGUUCAGGAAGAUGAUGAGAGAAUCGAGAGCGGAGGCCAUCAGGGCCCUGAGGGCCGAACAAGACGAACGAAAAAGGCUAGAACAGAUCAUCAGGCAUCUGAAGAAGGAGCAGCUUCCUCCUCCCAAGUCGCCCAAGCCGGCGCUGAAUCGAAGCAUGACCGCGGCUUAA